Messenger RNA from Actinia tenebrosa (Australian red waratah sea anemone), 943 nucleotides. RefSeq lists its product as uncharacterized. The record is from RefSeq and is a predicted model, not a curated record. NCBI's taxonomy places the organism in Eukaryota, Metazoa, Cnidaria, Anthozoa, Actiniaria, Actiniidae.
GCUGUUGAAGAUGACUGUCAUAAAGUCAAUCAACUAUUAUUCUCGCAUCCCACGCAAUAACACGGUAUAAAUACUCCCGACUGAGUGAAUUCUAGUUUACUCCACUCCCAGUUCUGCAGAAGAAAGGUAAAAUACUUUUACACUUGAGUACGUGAAAAUGAACUUGCAACUGUUGUUAUGCUUGGCGUGCAGUCUUCUCGUGGUUUUGCCAUCAGAAGGAUCUUACCGUCGUACAGCGAUUAAACGACUCUUUGAAGACUUACUGCGAGACAGUGGAGAGGAACUGCUUUGCAUGUCCUGGUCAGAUCAACAGCCAGAAAUCUGUGGAGAAAUGGUCAAAACUGAUCCUGGAUACUGUCAAGACUAUGGCGAUCAGCCCUUCUGUCGUAGGACUUGCAGCCCUUGCGGACCUAAAAAAUUGAAGCCUCCUGCGCCGUCAGGUGAAUGUGAGGACAAGAGAGACGACUGCGCAUAUUUAAUGAAUUUGUACGGGAUGGAUCACUGCAAAGGGCAGCCCACUUAUGCUUCAAAGUACUGCAGGAAAUACUGCAAACUUUGCCAGAAACCCCUGGGCAGCGUCUGGAACCCUUGAGGAAUGAUGAUAGAAUCAUGUAGCAAUAUGAGGCAAGAUGUUGGUCUAACGCUUAAUUUGACAUUUGAGAAUUCAAUGCUCAAUAGAUCGAUAUUGAUAAGAUGAUCAAGCUUAUUGUACUAUAGUUAAGUUUCAAUAUAUAUUCCUAGCAAUUAUGUUAAUAAGUUGAUGACUUGAGAUUUGACUCGACAAAGAAAUAAUAUUCCUUUACUCAAUAUUAUAUCAUUUAAAACACUUGGUCGGUUAUACUUUCCAUUAUCCAACAAUCGUGUACUAUAGUUUUAUAAAUUUUGACAAUACUCUUUUAAAUAUCAUGAAUAAUAAAAGUUUCUACAAAGUAUUUGAUUACAA